This is a messenger RNA of Strongylocentrotus purpuratus (purple sea urchin), 2653 nucleotides long. RefSeq names its product dnaJ homolog subfamily C member 9 (gene dnajc9). The record is from RefSeq and is a predicted model, not a curated record. Gene Ontology annotation, cellular component: cytoplasm; nucleus. Gene Ontology annotation, molecular function: heat shock protein binding. NCBI's taxonomy places the organism in Eukaryota, Metazoa, Echinodermata, Echinoidea, Camarodonta, Strongylocentrotidae. The coding region runs from base 160 to 948 and encodes 262 amino acids. The transcript has 5 exons.
GGAACGUGUUGUAGGUAGAAGCCAACCUCUAGUACAGCUUUCAGAUGAUAGAGGCAUCCAGUUUAUUGGCGCGCGCAAUUCAAAGUGCGGGAGAAUCAUUUCCGGUUUUACUAUUGAAACAGAAUUUUGCCUCCACACUUCAUACUACUUAUUUUCAGUAUGGCGCUCUUAGAAAUGUGUGAUCAGAUGUUCGGAACAAGAAUUCUUUAUGACGUCUUAAAGAUCUCAAAGGAAGCCUCAGCAAGUGAAGUGAAGAAAGCUUACUACAAACAAUCAUUGAAGGUCCAUCCUGACCGGGCAGCUGAAGAGGAUAAGGAAGAUGCAACGGUCAAGUUCCAAACAUUGUCCAGAGUCUACACUGUCCUUUCAGACAAAGCUAGGAGAAAUCUUUAUGAUGAGACAGGUGAGGUCGAUGAUGAGAUAGAUACCGACCAGCAGAAGGAUUGGGAUGCUUACUGGAGAAUUCUCUUUAAGAAGGUCGAGGUGAAGGACAUUCAAGAAUUUAAUGAGAAAUACAGAGGUUCUGCAGAAGAACUAGAUGACUUGAAAGCAGCAUAUGUGGAGUCUGAAGGUGACAUGGAUGAGAUUCUGGAUAAUGUUAUGUGCAGCACAGAGGAAGAUGUGCCAAGGUUUACCAAGAUCUUAAAGGGGCUCAUUAAGGAAGGAGAGGUGCCCAUGUUUGAAGCAUUCGAGAAGGCCUCAAAGAAGAAACAGAAAGCUAGACAGAAAAGGGCAGCCCAGGAAGCUGAAGAAGCCAACGAGUUAGCUGAGGAGCUUGGGCUGAACGGCAGAGGGGCGUCCUCCACUGGAGAUGGUGACGAUGCUCUCAAGGCACUCAUCUUAGGAAGGCAGAAGAGUCGAGAGCAGCAGAUGGACGGUCUCUUUGCUAACCUAGAGGCUAAAUACUGCCAACCUAAGAAAGGAAAGGGCAAGAAACAGAAGAGAUAAUGUUUCUAGGACGCUUGCUUUCUGCAGAAAUGAACUAUGAUCGAACUUGGGGCCUAUUAAGGUCUGGACUGUGUCUAGAAUGUCAUUCUUUAGUGUCACUCCACCCAUGAUAUGUACUAUCCUGUCUUGUUGUCUUGGUGUAAGAGAUGCUUUGCCUCUAAGGUUUGUACCACAUGCUACAGACUUCUAAAACUUAAUAUAAAUGUCUUUAAUUUGUUUGUGAAAACAUGUAAUAUGUGUUUUCGACCGACAGCAUUUUUGUAGUAAAGCUGCAAAUAAAUCAACUUAUUUGUUUGAAAAAGAUGUAUGGGGGGGGGGGGGGGGUCCUUAUGAGUCUGGUGUUUGUCUUGUAACUUCAGAUGUUUUUUUUAGUUCAAAUGAUUUGUGCUUAAAUGCAAUGAAACCAACUCUGUAUUUUUUCUCUCUCUCACUCUGUAAGGGUGUUGAUAUUUGUUGAUUGAUGUUAUAUGAAAUAUAAUAACAGGUUUUUGUUGGCUUAAUCAUUCUGUGGCACUAAGUUUGAGGUAUUUGCAACAUUUCCAGUCAUAAGAUAUUUAUCUGUGAUCAUGGAGCAUCACGAUCAAAUAAUCCAAUGUAGUGUGUUCUGUAGAUUGAGUUCUGAUUCUUGAAGUUACGUAGGUUUAUUCCAUUCAAUAACUUAUUUUGAAUCGAAGCUAAUCCCUUUUACAUGAAGUCCCAUGUCACAAAAUACCAACCACAGUGAAGUGUGCCCAUGGAUAGUUUGGUAGCAGUUAGCAGGAUGGGCCUGUACACUCCUAGUUGACUGUUGUAUAUUAUGUGAACAAAUUAUGUCCUACCAAUGGCAGAAGGAUUUAGAACCUAAAUGUUUAGUGUAAAAACUACUCUUUUGUGACCAAACCUAAUAUAUAACUUUUGUACUUGUACUAAUAUCAUACCGGUACACCUUUAGGUUCAAGAGAAGAGAUUAAACUGUGUAUGUCAAAGUGGAUAGAUUAUCAUGCAUAUUUUCGCUUGAUUACAGCAACUGUAUAGCUUUCUUGAAUAUAAUUUUCCAAGUUUUGUUUGUGAAUGUAGUGUGAAUAAGCAUGCUUGACUAGUUUACAGGGCUGCUGACAAAGCCUCUGGAUUUUGAAACCUUUAGAAAAUCAAACAGUUUGUUUCAAAUUAUGUUGUGUAUUCUACUGAAGAAAAAAAAAAGAGUUUUGGGGUUUGUUGUUGUUAUUAAACAAUUUUAGCACAUUUUUGUUGUCUUGAUUGCUGAAAUGUUGAAGCAAAGACUGAGCCAGAGACUUGUAAACUUGUGAUAUAUAGUUAUAGGUGCACCUUUAAGGAUUAAAGAAUGAUCAGAGAGUGGAAGGAGAAGAAAGGGAAGAAUAUUUAUAUAUAGCUUGUAAAUCACUUUCUUCUAGUAAUCCAAAUUGAAUCCGACGAAAAUAUUAAUAAAUUAAAUAUGAAAAAUGAAAAUGAGUCAUUCAAUGACUUCAGUUAAUAAUUAUGUGUUGUGUAUAUUAAUAUUUAUGUCACAUGAUUUUUUUGUGGAUAAAAUUGAGGCAUUAGUUUAACUAGGGACUGACUAUAAAUGGCUACCAGAUGAUAUUUGUUUAUUGUAAUUCUGUUCAUUUUAUGUAUGCUUCAGAAGACUUGUAAGAAAUCACCUUUUUCAAAGGAUCUCCAUACUAUACUACAAUGUGUAAAGCUAAUAAACCACGUGAAGUAUUCUGUA